Messenger RNA from Hypomesus transpacificus, 3600 nucleotides. It is a transcript of the gene fkbp9, whose product is annotated as FKBP prolyl isomerase 9. NCBI's taxonomy places the organism in Eukaryota, Metazoa, Chordata, Actinopteri, Osmeriformes, Osmeridae. The record is from RefSeq and is a predicted model, not a curated record. Gene Ontology annotation, molecular function: calcium ion binding; peptidyl-prolyl cis-trans isomerase activity.
GUCUUCAAUAGCGCCUGAGCCGAGAAUGAGCCCGCAAGUUCAUUUGCACACAGAAUGGUCUAAUACUUUGCCUAAAAGAUAAACCAAGUUUGACUUAAAGAAGUCGACGUUGUACAACCCUACGCAGGGGUCUUGUAGUGUCUUUGGGUGAUGGAAUUUCCAGCUGUGUGGAAUAAAAGGGCCUACGUUACCACGUUUACACAUCUGCGGCGCUUUACUGCGCCUGCGCUUUACGUGGUGCGCAAAUCCUCCAAUUCAAUCCCACACUGGGAAUUGGAAAGGACUAACCCAAGAAACACCAGAGGAUAAGCAACCGGGAGAGAGAGAUAGAGAACUCAGAAACCAGAGUUAGAAUCAACUUUUGUCACAGUUUUUGGAGAGCUAGAUGAAAAUGAGCCGAUGCGUGCACACAAUGAUAUAUCUAGCGGUUCUGGUGGCGUUCGCCGCCUGUAACGCUCCCCCGGUUCCGUUAGAUGACAUCGUCAUUGAGAAAACUUUCGUGCCAGAACAGUGCGUACGGGCGGUUAAAGUCGGGGACUUUGUCAGGUAUCACUACAAUGGCAUGUUCCCGGACGGCAAGAAAUUUGACUCCAGUUAUGACCGUGGCAGCACCUAUAAUGUCUUUGUGGGCAAGAAGCAGCUGAUUGAAGGCAUGGAUAAAGCUCUAGUAGGGAUGUGUGUGAAUGAGAGACGGUUGGUCAAGAUCCCCCCGAAACUUGCCUAUGGAAAGGAAGGUCAUGGUGAUGUUGUCCCUCCCGAUUCCAUCCUCCAUUUUGACGUUCUACUGUUGGAUGUGUGGAACCCUGAGGACGGGGUGCAGAUCAAAACAUACUACAGUCCAGCGGAAUGUUCUAGAAAAGUAGAAGUGUCCGACUAUGUACGCUACCACUACAACGGAACCCUCCUGGACGGAACGCUCUUCGACUCCAGCCACACCCGUCUGCGUACCUAUGACACGUAUGUUGGCAUCGGCUGGCUGAUUGCUGGCAUGGACCAGGGGCUGCUGGGAAUGUGUGUGGGAGAGAAGCGCAUUAUCACCAUGCCCCCAUCUCUAGGAUACGGAGAAAAUGGAGAUGGGAGUGACAUCCCAGGGCAGGCGUCGUUGGUGUUUGACGUGGUUCUGUUGGACCUCCACAAUCCCAAAGACAGCAUCACCAUCACCAACAAGCAGCUUCCUGAUCCAUGCCCCAGGAAGAGCACUGAAGGCGACUUUGUUCGCUACCACUACAAUGGGUCACUGUUGGAUGGAACGUUCUUUGACUCCAGCUACUCCCGUAACCGCACGUAUGACACAUAUGUGGGGCGGGGCUACGUGAUAGCCGGCAUGGACGAGGGCCUUAUUGGUGUCUGUAUUGGGGAGAGGCGUACCAUCACUAUCCCCCCACACCUUGCCUAUGGAGAGGAGGGAACAGGUACAAAGAUCCCAGGCUCGGCUGUGUUAGUGUUUGAUGUUCACAUCAUAGAUUUCCACAACCCGUCAGACACGGUGGAGAUGAACACCACCCACAAGCCUGAGGUCUGUGACCUGCUCACUAAGAAAGGAGAUUACGUCAAAUACCACUACAACGCCUCACUACUAGACGGCUCACACAUCGACUCUACGUACAACUACGGGAAGACGUACAACAUAGUUCUCGGGGCUAACCAAGUGGUUCCUGGGAUGGAGGAGGGACUAAAGGACAUGUGUGUAGGAGAGAGAAGGCACGUGGUCAUCCCUCCUCACCUGGGCUAUGGAGAGAGGGGAGUGGAUGGAGAGGUUCCAGGAAGUGCAGUUCUGGUGUUUGACAUUGAGCUGCUUGAGAUUGAGGAGGGACUUCCUGAGGGUUACAUGUUCAUCUGGAAUGAGGACGUGUCACCUGACCUCUUCACUGAGAUGGACACAGACAAGGACCUCCAAGUGGUACCCUCAGAGUUCACAGAUUACAUCCUGCGUCAAGUAAACGAGGGCAAAGGUCGUCUAGCCCCAGGUUUCGACCCUUACCGCAUUAUUGAAAACAUGUUCUCCAACCAAGACCGCAACGGAGAUGGGAAGAUCACAGAGGACGAGUUCAAACUGAAGGCUGACGAAUCUGCCAACCACGAUGAGCUAUGAGGGGUGGAGUCUUAGAGAGGGGGCGGGGUCAAGCUCUUUGUUGAGAUGUAUGAUUGUGUGUGAGUGUAUGUGUGUGUGUGUGUGUGUGUGUGUGUUUGUAUGUGCGUGUAUGCAUAUGUGCAUAGUUGGGAUCAGGGCUGGGGUAAAUAUCAAAUGGUGUCUAUACAGUAAGCCAAAGAGUUUUACUACUAUUGUGAAAACAAAGGUUAUUUGAUAUGUGACUGUUUUUUAUAUAGUUGACUGGUUGGUGGCUUAGACUAUACUCCUCUUUGGUCAUCCAAGCCUUCUGCACAAGCAAUAAUAACAGUCUGAGCUGAAAACAUAUUUUGUGGUGGCGGUAAUGAUGAAGAAGAUGAUGAGAAUGAUGAUGGAUUUACUUUUGUUUACCUCCUCUUGCCUAUAGCCCGGUAUUAUAAUUUAGGAACAAAUUUCAGUGUUUCGAGAAGUACCUUUAUUAGUCUCAGAAAAGUGUCUGUCUACACGAUGCGAUUCAAACUCCAUUGCAGUCAGAACCAUGUACUCUAGCGUGGAUACAUGUUUUUAUAUUUAAUCUCUUGUGUGUCCACUCUGCUCUAUUUUGGUCCUUAACCUGUACUUGUAAUGAUGUUAGAAAGUAGUAGAGAUGCAGAAUUAUUUAAUGCUGUCCCAAUAUUAAUUAGCACAUGCUUUUCAUUUAUAUUUUCUGCUGUCCUAAAAAAUCACAGGGAGAACCCCAUUGGCCGUCCCAGACGUUCAUCAGGUGUUUGGUUUUGCUUUGUUGUGUUCCUCUAGAACUUUCCUCCCACCACAGUUCUGUACUCAUGGUUUUUGUUAUGGCUGCAGGUGUGUGUGUGUGUGUGUACAGGUGUGACCUUUUAGUGUUUGUGGGAGUGAGUGAGAAAGAGAGAGUGUAUGUUACAGAUAAGAUUAUUGUGUGUCUAAUGUCUCUAAAUCCCUAGAGAUGGACGAUAAUGAUGUGAUGCUGUAAAAUGUGUUUUAAUAAAUGGCUGCUCCAACCUUUUAUACACCAAGAAAUAUUUCCCCUUAAUGUAUGUUCCUGAGUGGCAAUCACAAACAUGUUAAUGAUUCUGACAUCAUCUGUGUUAGAAAUAUUUGUGCAGGUUGUUAUGCAAGCUGAAAAGAAUGCUGUUGUGACAGAUAUUUCAUAUAAUCUCAUGCAGGAAGGGAAAUUCUGUGUACCAGAUUCCGGUGUGCAGAGACAGUCGUUCUUCACAGCUGUGAACACAAGCUUUGACUAAGUAGACUGACGUGGGACAUCCAAAGGUGGAAAACAGAUCAAUGUAAGUUGAACAGAAAAUGUCAGAACAUUAAUGAAAGGACUACUUUUUACAUGAAGAGUUUGACAACUCUGGACCACCAUAGACUUGUCUCCUUGCUGCAUGCUGCAAGAAAUAAACGUUAUUGACUCCAUCGACUCUGUGCACUACUUGAUAAAAGUAGUUAGCAUUAGUUAAUUCAAUGCUGCUAUUUCACAUGUUCUAUGUCUCUGUUCAAUAAAAACACAAUAC